This is a messenger RNA of Blepharisma stoltei, 874 nucleotides long. The record is from the annotation of a GenBank genome assembly. NCBI's taxonomy places the organism in Eukaryota, Ciliophora, Heterotrichea, Heterotrichida, Blepharismidae.
AUGUCAGGCCCAGAUCUUCGCAAUAUCCCAAAUGACGUGCUCUUCAAUGAAGUCAAGCGCAGAUUUGAUUGCUCUUUCAAACCUAAAGGAAAAGUAAUCUUGACUGGACCUCCAGGCUCUGGCAAAGGUACUCAAGCUCCUCAAUUAAGCCAAGAGAAUUGUUGGUGUCAUCUUUCUACUGGCGAUCUUCUUACUCUUUCACUUAAAAAUGUUUUUUAGCAUUAAAUACAGCAUGAUUUAUUUAUUAUUAAAUUUAUAAUAAAAUUUUAUUAUCUUACACAAAAAAUGUUUUUAAAAAAAUUUUAAAUCUUACCCAACAAUAAUUGGCUGAGCUAGAGACGAAGUAUCAAGAGGUACCGAGCUCGGCAAAAAAGCGAAAGAAAUCAUGAAUCAAGGCGCCCUUGUAUCUGACGAUAUUGUCAUAGGAAUGAUCAAAAACAAGCUUAAAGAGCCUAUCUGCAGCCGUGGUGCCAUUUUUGAUGGGUUCCCAAGAACAGUUCCACAAGCUGAAGCUUUAGACAAAAUGCUUGAAGAAGAAGGCAGCAAAAUUGAUAAAGUCGUUGAGUUUAACAUCCCAGACGAGAUUUUGGUAGAAAGAAUUACUGGACGAAGAGUUCACCUUGCCAGUGGAAGAUCUUACCACGUCAAAUUUUCACCUCCAAAGGUGCCUGAUGUUGAUGAUAUCUCUGGAGAGCCUUUAAUCCAAAGGAAAGAUGACACUGCAGAAGUUCUCAACAAGAGACUUCAAGCCUAUCAUUCAACUACAACUCCAAUUCUCAACUAUUAUUCUCAGAAAGGACUUUUGGCUACUAUUAAUGCCAAUCAGCCAGUGAAAACUGUAUGGGAAGAUCUUUUGAGAAACAUCAGCCCAUAA